Molecule: messenger RNA, 1536 nt
Organism: Sugiyamaella lignohabitans
Lineage: Eukaryota; Fungi; Ascomycota; Dipodascomycetes; Dipodascales; Trichomonascaceae
Exons: 1
Coding region: 1-1536 (511 amino acids)
Source: RefSeq, a predicted model, not a curated record
AUGACUGAUGUGGAUCCCCCACGCCCGUCGCAACUUCUAGUUGCAAACGCUGCGUCAUUGAGCCAUGAUUCGAAAACUGAAACCACUACCAAAACUUCAUCAAUUAAUGUAAAAAUAAAGCGCUCUUCCUCGUCAUUUGCUUUGAAUAAACUUUCUUUCGCAUCAUCUGAUUCAAGCCCACUAUCUUUGUUUCAACGAAGAAUCUUUUCUUCACCAAACGACUACAGCAGUACCAACAGCCUGUCACAAGUAUCAACAUCAACAUCUCCCGAGUCUUUCUCUCUUUCAUCGUCAUCCACGCCGCCUUCUCCAACUUCGUCUGUGGCCACAUCUCCUAAUGCCACUACUAUAUCCUCUCAAGAUGGAUCAAGCUCUGUUUCUCGUUCAUUGAAUCUGGCCUCCCCAGAUAAUCUGUCACUUUAUAAUUACGGCACCGGUAGCUCGUCAGGGUUUAUCACACCUAUCAAACGACGGUCAUCUCGCUACUCUGCCAUUCAUCGUAAAAGCAUGGACUCGACUUCGCCUCCUAAAGAUGAAUAUAGUCGAGAAUUUAAGAUAUUGGAUGAAGACCUAUCUAAAUUCCAGUCCAAAUCUGGCGUCAACCGUUCCAAUGUUCUUCGUUUAGCAUUAUUGCCUUUUCUUCGUCAGCAUCGAGGUGAAGAGAAUUAUGUCAAGCACUCGAAUGCUAAAGAGCUAUACUAUUAUAGAGUAAAAAUAUUGCAGAAAUGGUGGAAUUCCAUUUUGGCUGCUUUUAAAGAUCGGUCUAUUAGUGGUUCGGACCGGUCACUAUAUCUGGAAGGAUUAUCUGGCCUUAUGGCUCGUCUUGAAUGGCGCUCGAACCCGAUUCUUUAUCAACAAUUGUUGUAUGAAACCAUGCAACUUGUCAUAUCUAAACUCAGCCUGAAGACUGUUCCACUUUCAGUUGCAGCAUUUUCUGGUAAGGUUCUUGCUUAUGCAUUCUUUUUUGCUCCUGGUAUUGCACCAAUUUUGCUACAUUUACUUGCUGUUCCUCAGCAUGAUAUUGAUCGAGUAAUUUCUUGCACAUUUCGACCCGAUAAUAUUGCUUCUGACAGUGCCUCGCAACAGUUUUAUCACCAUCAACAACCAUUUGCAUCUUGUGCGUCAAUUUCUGACGCCACUUUAAUUCUAACGUCGACUUGUAACUUCCCCAAACAUCUCGAACCUUUGUUGGGGUAUUGUGAAGGUCGCAAAUCUCCUGCUGCCUUACCGAGUAAAUCAACUACGGUAUACAAUGCGUCAAGAUUCUACAAAUCUAUUCCCGCACCUCAUCCUCCUUCCGCAGUGCCAAAUAUCUAUGGUCCGUGGUCUAGAAGGUGGGCAUCGUCCAACAGCGAUGUAUUUAUUGCAUUCAUUAAGCAUUACUACUCGAUUAUUUCCUCUAUUCUUCCACAGGAUUUGCCUUGGAACGCUCAUGUUGCGUCCCCUGGUUUAGUUAUAUUACAUUCGUUUCUUCUUGGAAGCCUUGAUUUUGCUGUUCAUCCCCAUGAUGAUGGUCAUGCUAACGCAUCUGGGUAA